AGCCCCGCGGGAGCUGCGCAGCGCCGGCAGCAGCCGAGGGGCUAUCGCGGGCCCGACCCCGCGUCCCGGGCAAGAUGUGGCGGCGGUGGGAAGCGGGAUGGGACGAGAAGAGGGAGCUGCAGGAGCUCAACUCCCGGCUGCGGGUCUUCGUGUCCCGAGUGCGGGAGUUGGAGGAGGAGAACCGCUUUCUGGCGCGGGAGCUGGCGGAGCUGCGGGAGCAGGAGCUGAUCGGGCUGCGGGUGCCCGAGCAGGAGCUGGCCUGGCUGCGGAUGCAGCUGGAGGAGCUGAGCCGGGCGAAGCUGGAAGCGGAGCUGGAGCGGGACGGGCUGCGGCGGGAGCUGGAGCAGUUGCAGCUGCUGGGCGCGGAGGUGCUGGCGAUGCGGCGGCGCCUGGAGCCCGAGCUGGUCGGGCAGCAGCGGCUGCUGGAGCGGCUGCGGGGAGAGUGCAUAGCCCUGGAGGAGCUGCUGCUGCAGCUGCAGGCCGAGCACGGGCACCUGGCGGAGCGGCAGCGGCGGGAGGCGGUGGAGAUACGGGAGCUGCGGAUGGACCUGGCCGCCCUGCCGCCGCCCUUGUCCGGGCUGAGCCUGGAGGAGCUGGAGGAGACCUACGAGAUGCUGCUCAGCCAGAGCUGCCGGGAGACCCUGCUGCGCUACCAGGAGCAGCUCCAGGUGCUGCAAGAGCAGGAGGCGCAGCGGAGCCAGGAGAGCCUGGAGCUGCUGCGGGAGGAGAGCCGGCAGUGCCGGCAGCACCUGGAGGACCUGCACCGCCAGGGCCGGGAGCUGUGCGGGCUCCGGGAGCGGCUGGAGCAGGAGCUGCUCGCCUUGCAGGACCGCCACGGCGCCGAGGUCGAGGAGUAUCAGAGGAUAAUUGAUGCCCUUGAAGAGGAAAAGCAGUUCCUGACCAUGUCAAUCACAGAUUAUCUGAAGGAUUAUCAAGAACUACUGCAGGUGAAAACAGGCCUCAUCCUUGAAAUUGAAACCUACAGAGCAUUGUUAGAAGGGGAGAGCAACCAGUGGAUUAUUACGUGGAGAGAGCAGUAUGGAGGGAAAUUGCCUCAAGAUAUUAUAAACACUUCCUAUAACUACACUGAUAUUUACUCUACUUAUCAAGAAAAGAAUAGAAAUAAAGCUCCACCAGCUCUCAGGAUCACUGAUACAAGACACUGGAUGCCAGUGACAAAUACCAGCAGUUCUGCACGUUAUUCAGCUCAGUCAACACAGUCUGGAUCACAGACAACAGCUAGUGGAAGAGGUUUUGGAAGAGAUGUACUUGGUUCAGUAUAUCGCCCUUCAACAACUGUUAGAAAGGAUGAAAGGAUUGUAACAGACCACAAAGAAUUAAGAACAUUUACUCCAGCUUACAGUAGCUGGAAAACCACUGAAAUGCAGCAUAAGACAAUUCCUGACAGAAAGAAAAUAGAAGUUACAACUUCAUCCACAGCAUCUUUUUCAAAAUCAGCACAUGCUGAAAGAUCAGACAAGGACCACAAGCCUGACACAAAGCCCGGGACUACUGAAAAUAUAAGAACGAAACCAAGCUUCACUAGAUUCCCAAUGUAUGAGCUGGAUACCAAUUAUAAGCCAUCUAAAUAUGAAGAAACCAUAACUGAAACUUGGACCACACUAAAAGGAAAGAGAGGAAGCAGCAAAGCAGCUGAAGAUAAAUCUCUGCUGAAAGAAAAAGAUAAGCCAGAGAAACAAACAAAGGAGGAGGAAAAGAAAACAGAUGAGAAAUCCUUUAAAGAAGAAGGAAGUGUUGAUUUUGGAAGGAAAACUGAGCAGAAAACAUAUAUCCGUGAGGAAGUCAUUAACCAGAAGCUAACAGGGAGUGAUAUUUCUAAUGCAAGAACUUCGAAAAGUGAAUCAACCAAAAAAGAUAUAAAUGCAGCCUCGGAAUCAAGAAGCAAAGGAGUCAUUGAGAUACCUAUCACUCUUGAAAAGCCUGCUCCUGACAAAGAAUCUCUCAGUGAUAAAGAAAUAAGAUUAAAAGGUAUUAAAACUUCCAUAGGAAGAGAAACAGAAGAGCAUGUAACUAAGCCUGCUGAAAUUCACCAAGUGAGGAUUUCAGAAGCAGAAUCCAGCCUGAAAGAUGAAGAGCAAAUGAGUGACAGAAGUCAUAAAAUGGGUUCUCUGUCAACUGAAAACAUAGCAGAGAAUAUUGUUGCUGACAUUCUUAAAAGUUUUACACAGUCGUCUAGUUCACAAGUAUCUACAGACACAAAAGUGACCUAUUUUAAUAAGAAAGAAGAACCAGAUGAUGGGAAAAUAAAGACUGAGAUCACAGUGCAAUCUCAAGUUCAAGAAAACAUAGAUAUUUCUGGUGAAGCUGAUGUAGGAGGUCUAUCAAACCAGGAUGUCAGAAGAGUGGUUCGAGAGGGUGUUGAGGGAACUCCUUCCAAAGAGGAGAUAGAAGAUAUAGUACAUCAUGGCCUGAAAGGCAAUGAGGGCAGAAAGAAUGUGUCUGUUAAUGUUGAGAUUGUAGAAGAGCCAGUAGAUUAUGCCACUGAUGAAAGAGCUGAUUUUUCAACACCUUUUGAAGUAGAGGAAGUUGAAGAUACAUUCCCUGAGAGAGAGAGGCGUUACGGUGAGGAGGAACAAAGCGUAACGUUCACAUAUGAAGAUGUUAAAAAGAAGAAACCACGCCAUGAGAGUUUCACUCAUGUGGAAGAAGUAACUGAGGAAGAUGACUCACCUAUUGAACAAAAAUAUUUUGUGUCUGUUCCUGAUGAUCAUCCCAUUAUUAAUGAAAAAGACGAUGACUCAGUAUAUGGGCAAAUACAUAUAGAAGAAGAAUCAACUAUUAAAUAUUCUUGGCAAGAUGAAUUUUUACAAGGCACACAAAGUAAGAGAGAGGAAGGUGUAAGCUCUCCAGAAGAAACAUAUCAAGUGGUAGGGGAGGAAGCAAGUGCCCAUAUUUUAAAAGAGCAUCCCGAAGCUGAAACUUCCCAUGUUGAAUCCAUGGUUAUUGAAAAAGAAAUUAAAAUUCCCCAUGAAUUUCAGACUUCAAUAAAAGGGCUUUUAUCAAAGGAAACAAAGGACCCUAAACAUCAAUUGAAGGAAGCUUUGGAGCAGUUAGAGGACAGUCUCCCAGACAGUGUGAAAGAGGAGUUGUCUGCAUUAACUAAAGAAAGCCAAGCUGACUCCAGUAGCUUAGAAUUUGAUAUCAAAAAAAUCGAUCAAAAGGAGGAUGCUGGUGUGGUGACUAUUGUUGCUGAAGUCAAUCUGUCGCAGACCCUUCAUACUGAUGAAUUUGAUGUAGGUCAGCUUGAUGAAGUAAUUGCAAGUGAGAAGGAGAAGGCAACACUGCAUUCCCUGAGAAAAGAGAGCUCAGAGAGAGUUGUUGAUGGUGGAAGCAAUAUAGAAGUAGAUGGUGACAAAUACACUCCUUUGGCUGAUCAAGAAAUCUAUAACUCCUCCACAGUGAGGAGGACUGGUAGCACAGGGUAUCGUACCACUGAAAAAGUUAUUUAUGACGGUUCGGUUUUUGAAGCUUCAGAUUUUGGAGAAGUCUCUCACUCGCCACAAUCAACUGAUGAGACCAAAACCACAAGGCAUAUUAAGAUUGGUCCAGCGGAAGUUCAGAGAUUCGAGCAGAUCGUGUAUGAAGGGCCUGGUGCUGAAAUGCUGGAGCUCAGUGCUUCAGAAGAUGUUGUUCAGACAGAAGGAUCGUCAGAGUUUAGCCGAUCUGUGAAGCAUUUUAAGCUGGGUCCUAAAGAAAUCCAAACCACAGAAGAAGUCAUUUAUUCAGGCCCUAUUUCUACUACAGAAGAAAUCAUUUAUACAGGCCCUAUUUCUACAACUGUGGAAGAGGUUGAUUCUGGAAAUCUUUCCCAGUUUUCAACAGACUUCAACAGGUCCACAAGACAUGUCACAAUAGGAUCAAGGCAAGUAACUGAAGAAGUCUCUUUUGAAGGGCCUGUUUCAGACUCUCUGGAGCUCAACAGCUCAGGUAACUUUUCUCAGACAGAAGGGUCUGUGGAUUCCAGCAAAUCAAUAAUGCAUUUCAGAUUAGGUCCAAAAGAGAGUCAUACUGAGCAAGUUAUCUUUGAAGGACCAAUCUCCGGUAAAGUGGAAGUCAGCGACACCAGAGGCUUCUCGCAGACAGAAAGUUCAGUCAGACAUAUUCAGUUGGGUCCCCAAGAGUUCAUGACAGCUGAAAAAAUCAUCUACCAUGGGCCCGUCUCUGAGCACACAGAAAUCAGUGAACUGGAAGACCAUUCAGGAGGCUCAGUAAAGCAUUAUAGAGUAGGUCAAGUGGGAGUUAAAACCACUGAACGAAUCAUCUAUCAAGGCUCCCUUUCUGAAACUCCAAAGGUCAUUUACGAAGAAGGCCAUAUUUCAGAGAAUGAAGCAAGCUCAGAUACCAACAGAUCUUACAGGCAUGUUAAAAUAACUCCUGUAGAAACUCACACUGAGGAAAUAAUCUUUGCAAGACCUACUUCUGAAACAAUGGAAGACCUUUCGCAAACAGAAGAGUCAUCUGAGAGCAGUAGGUCUGUAAAGCAUAUUAAAGUAGGAUCCAAGGAAACAUCUUAUACUUUUCAAAUGGAUGUUUCCAAUAUGGGUGGAAUAUCUAUCAUAAAAAGUGGAGACCAGCAAGGAACAAUGCUCGUAUCCAAUAACCAAGACCCUUCUGUUAGUCAGUCACAGAUGGUAGAGAACGAAAAUAAUGAGUUUGAUAAAACUGUGCAGUUGCAAAGAAUGGUAGACCAAAGGUCAGUUAUUUCUGAUGAAAAGAAAAUCGCUCUUCUCUAUCUGGACCAUGAGGAGGAAGAUGAUGAUAAUGAUGGACAGUGGUUCUGAAAGGACUCUUUGAUGAAGUCUACUUGGUAAUUUGUUUAUACAUUUUUUAUUAUCCGUUUUCUUUUAAAAAGAGAAAGGGAUGGGAAAACAGUCAAAUUAUUCAGAUUAUUGACAGUGGACUUAAGUAUUGAAUCUAAGCCUCUACCUAUUCAGCACACUUUUUAUUUUUGGGAGAAAUCAUCUUAUUAGUAUGUUUUCCUCAGAGACCCGUGUCCAAUAAUUUCAGAUGUUUACACCCAUAGAGAGAGGAAUUUGCUACUGGGGAAUUCAAAGGAUUAUAUUUUGUGUUUGUUUUUAUAGGAGGUCAACUAAUAAGUGUGUACUUGAAUAGGACUUUUAAAUUUGACAAAACAAAUACUGUAUUAAGUAACCUGGUUACUAAAAUAUUCAGCGAUUCUAUUUAAAUCUCAAGCUACUAACCACAAAUAUAACAGAAUGUAACACUAAUAAGCUGGUAGGUAGCUGAUUUUCAGUUCUGUUUCUGUCUACUUACAUGCAAUACCUAAUGAAAACAUUUAAAGAUACAGUUAUUACAGCUAUAAAAAUUAAAUAGGAUUCUGUAGGAUCAAACUAAGCAUAGCAAGAAUUGACAAAAAUAUAUUUGUAUAACUAGAAUGCAGUGCAAAAAAGAGAACAUUGAAGCAAGAAUUCCUCACAGUAUUCCUUGUGAGAAAUAGUGAUUUUUAUGGUUAGAAAGUAGUACAUUUUAGUAUCUUUUAAAAGGAAAACAAAUUAUAAAAAUAGGCUGGAUAGUAUAUCCACUGAAGUAACUUCAGUUGCUAUGGACAUGAAUAAAAUCAAUUUAUUUUACAGUAUAUGGGUUACCUUGAUACUAGGUAUUGCUAAAGGUAAGCGUGAAACCAAGCAUUACAUAAUGCCUAAUUUCUUAACACAAUGAAAUUAACUGAUAUGUGUUCUGUUCAUGUAAAAAGAACUUGAAAACUUGUAAAAAUGGCAUUGAUGACACUUAGGAUCAUUGUGUGUCAAGUCCUUUCCACACAAUCCUUUCUUUGUUUACAAAUGAGAAGAUGCCCUUUUCAAUUGCUAGCCUUGCAAACCCAACCUGAGAUUGGAAUUUUCCUUUUUCUCUUCUUACUUUUUCUGGUGGUAACAUUUGCUUCAGGGCAAAGUUUCUACUUAAAUAAUUUGAAAAUAAGCUAAUUUCAGGUGGAUUGCACAUUGGUUAAAUGAAGGACAUAAUUUAACUUUACAAUUGUAAUUCAGUGACUUCAAAGUCCAGAUCAGAAACCAGCACCACUAACUGUACUAAACUGUGCAGUGCUAGCAGAAGCAAAAAUAGCAGCCAAAAUAUUUUUGUUACUGGGGUAAGAAGAUACCAGACUGGACACAGAGGAGAAACAGGAUCCACAAAUGAGAAGCUGCUAUUUUUACAUGCACAUACACACACGCACAUUCACUUGCUCACCCUCUUACACCUUCUCUGCAGAGCAGAAGCACACCUGUAUCCGGAUGGCUGUGUUGUGCCAGGCCGGUGGUUGCUGACUCAGAUUAGGGUUUUUUUCCUGUGGUUAUGUAGGAGUAGUUUUGUGUGUGCUAAUCCAUAUUAGAAUCCAGUUAAGCUAUCUUAGUCUGCCAUGUCUAGUCACUUUUCAGAUUCCUUACUAUUAACAGAAGCUAGAUUUUUCAAAACUGACUGCUGCUUUAUAAUAUGAAUGUAAAUGCAAAGCUGAAGAGAAGCUCCAUGCUGACUAACAUAUCAUGCUGUUUCAGAUAUGGGACAGUUUAAUUGUUGUGUGCCUUAGUUACUAUGUUUGAAACGGUACAAAACUAUUCAUGUUCCGAAGAUUAACUCAUAAGGUUUUUCUAUGCUGCAAACUUUUCUGGCUGUUUUCCUUAUUUUGUUUGUGUGAGUACCAGUGUACUCAGGAUUGGAUGUUUUUCGAUCAUGUGCUAUGAAAUCAUUUGUUGAAAUUGGAAAUGUAACUAACAGCUGGAAAAUGAACAGGAAACUGAGUUGUGUAGAAGCA
This is a messenger RNA of Strigops habroptila (Kakapo), 6790 nucleotides long. RefSeq names its product synemin (gene SYNM). The coding region runs from base 75 to 4802 and encodes 1575 amino acids. The transcript has 4 exons. Gene Ontology annotation, cellular component: neurofilament cytoskeleton; intermediate filament; sarcolemma. Gene Ontology annotation, molecular function: structural constituent of cytoskeleton; intermediate filament binding; vinculin binding. Lineage: Eukaryota; Metazoa; Chordata; Aves; Psittaciformes; Psittacidae. The record is from RefSeq and is a predicted model, not a curated record. Gene Ontology annotation, biological process: fast-twitch skeletal muscle fiber contraction; intermediate filament cytoskeleton organization.